Penicillium verhagenii is the source of this 1239-nucleotide messenger RNA. RefSeq lists its product as uncharacterized. The transcript has a single exon. Bases 1 to 1239 code for a protein of 412 amino acids. The record is from RefSeq and is a predicted model, not a curated record. NCBI's taxonomy places the organism in Eukaryota, Fungi, Ascomycota, Eurotiomycetes, Eurotiales, Aspergillaceae.
AUGGACGACCUCGGAGUGAAUUACUUCAUAUCCACUGUCAUCACGCCUCGCGCCAGUGACUCACGAGGAUACUACGACUACGUCCCUGAGAUCUUUCUCAGAGAAGAACAUAACGAAGCCAUGUUGCUAGCAGUUUCCGCCGUAGGACUCGCAGCCAUGAGCAAUAUAAACCAUGUUCCACAGUGGCUUCACCAUUCACAAGCCCAGUACGCCAACGCAGUACGGCUAGUUAACCGCUCUCUCCAAUCACCCACGCAAGUCCGUCGAGACAGCACUCUCGUGACAGUCUCGGUGCUCGGGCUAUAUGACCAGAUCGCCCACAACAGCGACAGCAGACUGGAUACAUGGGCGAACCAUGCACUGGGAGCCGCUAGUAUACUCGCAGUGCGCGGUGCAGACCAAGUCACCACAUCCCUGGGCACUCGGAUAUUUUCGCAGGUAAUGGCUGAUAUGUUGGUCGCGUGUCUCCAUAGACGUCUACCUAUGCCGCCGCACAUGGUGGCCUUGCGAGAGCUGUUGACACCCUCUGUUGAUUCUGAGGAUCUGGCGUGGCAAAUGAGUGGGAUUGAGAUUAGCUUUCUCGAUCUUUUGGUUACCUAUGAAUCGCUCUCAUUGGUUGACCUGAUAGACCGGGCUCUGGUCAUCGAUUGGCAGUUUCAGCAGCUUCUGGAUUCACUGCCUCUGCGGGGUUACUUUAUUACAAUUCGAGACACAUCUGUGGAUCACUCGGAGGUUUAUAAUUGCCGCUUUGACAUCUAUCAUGAGCCUCAGUGCGCUAAGAUUUGGAACGGCGGCCGAAUAUAUCGCAGCUUACUUCAUCAGAUCAUACAAGAAGAGUUGUUGAAGGGAUUUGCUGACAACACAUCAGAAAUGGUUUCGCCUCGCUUCACGCAACAACUACAAUCUUCGCAUGAGGUGAUGUUGCAAAUGCGAGACGACAUUUUGGCUAGCAUGCCUCAAGUGCUGGGUCAAGAAAUUCCAUUGUCGGUGUUGGAGACUGUUCCGUUCUCCGCGGAGAAGAUGGCUAGCCUCGCUAAUAAUAGGGUUCCUGGAGGAGGCCAUUUUGCCGUGUGGUUUUUGUACGUUAUUGCCCAAUUGCCAGUGACCACUAUGUCUGAUCGCAUAUGGAUUGUUAAUCGGAUGGAUGCUAUCUGGAAGGAGAAGGGGAUUUUCAAGGCGCGGGAUCUUGCACGAAGGAUUGAGGAGUUGGGUUCUGGGGCCGCCAAGUUCCUAAAGUAA